This is a messenger RNA of Gasterosteus aculeatus aculeatus (three-spined stickleback), 2887 nucleotides long. The record is from RefSeq and is a predicted model, not a curated record. NCBI's taxonomy places the organism in Eukaryota, Metazoa, Chordata, Actinopteri, Perciformes, Gasterosteidae.
GCAUUUAACAUGAGAGGAAACAGUUUGAAAGGAAUUAAUAAUGACUGAAUAAUAUUAAGGAUGAUUAAAACUAAGCCAAGCUUCAUUGUUGCGGUAAAGUCAAAGUAAGGCAGUGCUGAUAUAAAUGCUGUUUUUCAGCCCGUGCUGAAGGUCCUGCAGGUCCUGGAUUUGGGGGGAAACCUGCUGGGGAACGAGGGGAUGCAGGUAAUCAGGGAGCCUCUGAUGGCGAACUGCUCGCUGCUGGAGCUCGGCUUGGCCCGGGCCAAUGUCACGUGUGAAGGUGCUGUGGCAUUGGCAGAGUUCCUUGCAGAGAGUCGUCAGAUUCUGCGGCUGGACCUCCGUCAGAAUGAAGUAAAGCUUGGCGGCCUGAUGGCUUUGUGCCUAGCCUUGAGGAUCAACCGGUCUCUUGCUUGCCUGGAUGUGGACCACAUACCCCCGCAGGAGCAGGACGGAUUUCUGCUGGAGACUCAGACGAUGUUCCAGUCAGAAAUCACCCAGCACUGCCUCGCCAACGCCGCCCGCUCCCUCCUCGCCGCGGACAAGUCUGGGCCUUUAUGAGCACAUAGCGUGACAACGAUCUGAGCGCUCACACACUCACAGGAGGAAUAACGGCUGAGCUUGUACAGAUCAGCUCAGAAAGCGCUCAUGGAUUCAGUCACACAGACGCAAAGUCCCAGAGUCCCCAAGCCAAACAGCUGACGAGCAGAUAUAUGCGAAUAAUAUUUCUAUCCCAAAUAAUGAUAACCAUAAAACUCUAAAUCCGGGUAAUAAAGGCAGAGUGGAGCUCCUUAAUGAAACGCCGGCCUCCCCGCUGCUUCCCGCCUAAUGUUCCCGCCGAGCCGCUCGCCACUUUCCAUAAAGCAAUUUUGCAAGCCCACUUCAAUCGUGAAUCACCAAGAAAUGAAGAGAAGUGCCCCCCCCCAGCCCCAAGCCCCCUGAAGCCCCCCACCAUAACCCCCUCCUCUCCCUACAAGAAUCACGCUGGACUCCUGUGUGCGUGUGUGUGCGUCUGCGUUGCAAACCCCUGUUUGCCGGCGUUCCAUCAUCACUUAAUGUUUAAAGUGAUGCAUGGUGGGAUGUUCCUCGGAGGUGUGUGUGUUAGUGUCAUUACCCUGACAGAGGUAGCAGCCAUGAACUCAGCCAAGUUCCAUCUGGAUUAAUGAGCUGAGAAGCAGGGAGACGUUGAGCAGAGUGAAAGCAGCAAACACAGAGGUGUGUCUGUAAGAAGCACUAUGCGGAUUAUCAGGGGUCUGCUAUACAUUGUUGCCCAUUUGGCGAUAGUACGGACCUUUUUCUCAACACGCAGGAAGGACCCGACUUGGAGGUCUAACAACAAGUCACAUGUUUAUUAGAGUUGAACAGUCUCCUAAUCAUCAUAAGAGAAUGAUAUUUGUAACAGUUGCUGGUUCGGCUCAGGUCCCCUCCGGGUCUACUGUCUGACAGGGGGGACAGUGGCCUGCUGCUUCAGAUCCAAACGUGAACACUUGUAGCCAAGAAACGUUUGCCACCUGUAAGGCGUCGUCUUAAGGGGACACAGGAUAGUUCAAGUGGGCCAAAGAACCAUGACUUGUUCCACUGCAUCCAGCGCCAGACGCACCAACUAGUGGGCUACUAAGGCGCAGUGGAGAACCCGUUGUCCUUCCAUCAGAAGGCUGGCGGUUUGAAGCCCAGCUUCGCUAACGCGCAUGUCGGUGUAUAAAGACUAAACCCAACAUUGCCCCUGUAGCUCUAUGCUGUGUGAAUGUUAGUUGCUGAUGGGCAGGUGUCACUGUGUACGGUAGCUCCCGUCAUCAGGGUGUGAAUGAUGACAUGUAGUGUUAAGCAGCUUUGAGUGGACUAGAAAAGGGAUAAACAGUUAAUUUAUCUACUGUAGGACUAAUCCAUGAAUCAAUGGUUCACCAAUGUGGGGCAGCAAAGGUCAACCUGAUGAUUAUUGGAGGGAAAAAAGACAACAAAACCAUAACCCCAUAAAAUUAAAGGUUUUCCUGUUUGCGCUAAUAUUUUUUGCACUGGAUCAUUUGACUUUAGGUCUAGAUUGAAACAAAAGUCAUCCUUUCACUUCUAUGCAUUAUGAUGCGAUGCGGCUUGCUGCAUGCAGUGUCACUGGUAGUAACAGUGUCAGACAUGCAGUGGGCUGUGUUGUUACUGCAGCCCCUGUGGAUGUGGACGUCUGAUGGACAGAUGAGAUCAGAAGGGUGGAUUCAGCAGGGGAGAUGGCUGCCUUCCCUAUGUGGGAUGUGAGAUCCCCCCCUGCCCCCCAACACACACACCUUCCAGCUGUGGAUGUGAUUUUCUUGUGUUUUGUGUGGAAGCAGACUGACGGCAGCAUUUGGCCGCCAAUGUGACUGGAUCCCAACGUUACCUUAUGUCUCACCUCCUCGCCUUCAUCCACCCCUUCAUCAUUACCCAUGUGGACAUGGCGGCCUCCCAACCUCACUUCCCUCCAGCCAAUGUGGCCCUGAUACUGGUUUCAAGCUUAAACCCAUUGGACCCUCCCCCCCCCCUGAAGCCUGGGAGAUCUGAACCUGAUCCAGUACCGAUGGCAGAGGCAGAGGAGGCAGAUGCCUGGGCAGUGGGGGUAGGGCAGCGUCCAUGACGUCUACUUUAUCAUUGUUAGGAAGGAGUGAGGGCAAGGCAUGAAUAUCAGCAAACACACACACAUGCAAUGUGCAAAAUAAAGUAAGUUGCAUCCUUGGAUGUACUGCAGCCUUUAUAUUUCAAUUUUUCAUUUGCUUUCUAACCUCCAAAACUAGUAUUGAGUGAGUGACAGUCACGAUCAAUUGUCUGUUUAAGGAACACAUGUUGAAUAAUUCCUGCUAAGAGAAUGCAAAUGAGAGAAGAUAACGACAGUCAGAGAUGCAGUCAAAGUGCAUAACAUGUCAUGUGA